GUUGCGCAUGCGCGUGUGUAUGCGUAUCAGGACACCGCUGGUUGUAAUAGAAAUUAUGGCCGUCGAGAUGCAGACGGAUGAUUUUCCUUAUUUACCUUCGGGGCUGGCGGAGGGUAUGGCUUGUUACUAAUUGAACGUUUAUUUUAAAAGAACAUUGUGUCAAUGCACUCACUGGUGGGGAUAAUCACGCUUAAAAUGCCUGUGUUGCCGUUAGCUUCCCGUAAGCUAACGUUAGCCGGCGUUGCAGUGUGAGCGGAACGGGUUUAUUAAACUAUGCUAAAAUAAGCUAGCUUUAGCCGUUUCGUCUCCAAGGUCGACGAGAGCAUAUCUCCAUCCGAUGUGGCUUCAGAAUGAUUGUGAAUCAGUUCCUCUGCCUGUGGACAAAUGGAGACUGAGGGAGGCAUCUUUAGUAAAUAAGAUGAUAAAGGAGCACAGCGACCUGUUUUCUGACUCCCAGUGUAAAGUCUGCAGUGCUGUCCUAAUUUCCGAGUCUCAGAAGUUGACUCAUUAUCAGAGCAAGAAACAUGGCAACAAAGUGCGCCGUUAUCUUUCCAUGCAGAAUGAGAAGGAGCCAGCGCUUAAAAAGUUGAAGUCGUCAUCAUCUGACAGUGACUGUAACAACGGAGACACUGACCGGUCCAAGGUGUGUCAUGUUUGUAACAUGACCUUCUCUUCUCCUGUGGUGGCCGAGUCUCACUACCAGGGCAAAGUUCACGCCAAGAACCUGAGGCUGAAAGCCGUUGGUCCCCAGACCCCAGCAGUAGCCUCCCAAACACCACCAACCGCUCAGCCGAAGAAGAAAGCUGCAGAUGAUUCGAGCAGUGUGCCGGCGACGGACAACAACGACAACCCGGACCGCUUCUGCUCCAUCUGCCAGGCCUCCUUCAACAACCCGCUCAUGGCCCAGCAGCACUACGUGGGCAAGAAACAUAGAAAACAGAUGACCAAGCUGAAACUGAUGGAGACGUACGGCCCCUCCACAGCACCAGCUUCCACACUAAAGGGCUACCCAUGCACCAUCUGCAACAUUGAACUAAACUCUGUGGAACAGUACCAGUCUCAUAUCAGUGGUGCCAAGCAUAAGAACCAAGUGAAGAAAUCGGGCCUGAACACUGCAGAGAACCAAGACGCAGCAGAACAAUCGUAUGGGGGCGACAACCAGUACACUGCCCCAGACGACCAGUACACUGCCCCAGAUGACCAGUACUCUGCCCCAGACGACCAGUACACUGCCCCAGAUGACCAGUUUGCCCCUGGUGACGACCAGUUUGGCACUGCAGAUGCAGAUGAGCACUACACAGCCGGAGGUAACCAGUACGCUCCAGAGGACACGGAGUACUCAGAGGAGUACCAGUUCACUUGAGGCUUGGCUUGUAGAGACUGUAGAGGCUUCAGUCAGGACUUGGAAUGACACACAACAACCAGCCCCUUUAACACAUUAACAUCAACCUCCAUAGACCUUCAGCUCCUGCUAGAGUCUCUUCUCAGUAGGUUUUCCCCUGAAACAGGAGUCCUCUAAACCACAGGACCCUGGAAUACCCCAACGUGGAUUUUAUCAUUUUGGGUUCCCAACUGAAACUGUUAUGUGUGUGGGUGUUUUAUUUUUUUUUAAAUUUAGUUUUCUCCUCUAAUGAAAAAAGUUUCUGAUGUGUGGCUAGAUGAAAUGAUGUUUAGCAGUUAUACUGUUCAACGUGUGAUCAUGGGUUCAGCAGCUGAUGUUUGUACCCACAAUCACAAUAAAGAAUGUCUUCAAGGGUUCACUGGCUUCUACUUCUGUUACAGACGUGUACUGACUGAAAACUAUUCUCUGUAUCAGUGUACAUUACGGCACGGUGUGAAAUAUGUCGAUACUGGUGCUGAUACGAUCAGUACCUUACUUUAGGAAUAUUAACAUGUUUUCUACAAAACCUUUUAUGUUAAAUGUUGUCUAUACAAAAGAAGCCAUUCAAGAACUGCUGUCUAAAACAGGCAAAAUUAUUAUUUAAAUUGGUAAAUACUGUAAGUAAAUAAAACUAUAAAUCUGACCACACAUUCUACGCCAGCUUUCGAUACUUUAUGCUACUGACAUAUUUUGGCCAGUGACAAAAAAGUAUUGAAGUGUGAAACCCAGCCUUAGUGUACACUCUAGGGAUGUCCCGAUCAAGUUUUUUUCCCGCCCGAUCAAGUCCUUUAAUAUUGGGAAUCUGCCGAUACAGACUCUGAUCCGAUACUUAUAUUUACUGACACACCUUAUUUUUCACAAGCUACUUGAUCCACAUACUGAAGGCCCUGGUUCAAAACUAUUAUGUUUCUAAACUGAAAUUAUUGAUAUAAUUUGAAUGAAAGCUUAAAUGGAGAAUUCGACUCCUGAAAUUGAGGUGACGUGAUCAGCUAGAUCAUUUAAAGAGAAGACGUAUUACUCUGUUAGAGUUGUGGGCAGGCUGAGAUGGACAGGACAGUAACAGGAAAGAACAGAUUACAGGAAAGAAAGGAUUGGAUUUUGAUUGGCCCCAAUACUAAUUCUCAGAAACGUGUUCGGGACAUUUCUAGUAUAUAAGUCAAAGUAAUAACAGGAGAGAGUCUAAGUCCAGGAACUUUGUUUAAAGUUUGGUUUAAUCCAGUCUAUCAGUCGGAUACAGUAGGUUAUUGAAUCAUUUAGCCCAUAACUAACAUGUAACCAAUACUAACAUCUCGUACCAGAGCCACACGUAACAUUCAAAGCAAAGCUGCUUUCCGGUUCACGUUUCUAGUUCUUCGGUUCACCUGAAUAUAGUUGACUUGCAUCUCCAGUGAAUAUAUUUAUUUAAACAUGUCCUCAUCUCCUUUCUCCGCUUUCUGCAAGUUUGAUUAUUUCUAAAUCUGGUGUUGAAGAUGCAGACAUUGGAAAAUAUGUGAAAUCAAACACAUUAGUAGUUGGACUUUAUGAGAACUUGGUUUGCAGUUUUACUUUUGUUUCUUUUAUCCUAUUUUAUUUAAAACCAAAAUAUCUCCCAGAAAUUUUUUUCAGUUGUUUUUUCAUUGAAAUAUUUGCUUGUUCUCUGUAAAUGAGUAUGAGAUAGAAACUUCACUAGAUUUUCUUUUUAAUUUUCUGGACAAAGCUGAUAUUUCUGUUCAGGUGGGCCAGAAUUGUUCUCAGUUCACCAGUUUUUUAAAAAUGUACUUAUUCUUGUUAGCUAUAGUUUUGUCUGUAAAAAGACCUAAUGUUUCUGUCAUAGCAUUGUGUUCCUGUUGACUGUAAGACAUUUUAUUUCCAUGUCUGUAGGUUGCAUAACAAAGGAGUAAACUGGUUUACUACAGGACACUAAAAAUAACGUGAGGAUGAAAAUGUUUAUGAGAGGCUCAUCAUUAAUUGAUGAAAGUUACAGAUGCUGGUAAAAGGGUUAUUAGCUUAAAUUAGACCCACUACUAUUUCAAAAAGUACCAGAAUUUGUCAACAAUAAGCAUUUUGUAGGAGUUUGUCAUUUUAUAUAAAUUGUUUUUUUUUCCAUUUUCAGGAGUCUGGACAGUGUUAAUUACAAAAUGGAGAGAUGAAAGGGAUUAUCUUCUCAUUUCAAAUGCAGUGGAUUUAUUACAGCUGUGAGUUAAUGAAAGUGUAAGUUUUUUUGUACUGUUGAGUUAUUUGCUUGGUUUAUUGAAGGGUUAAAGAUUUUUUUUAAUACUUUCCCUCUGAGUUGUCCAAAAUGGCGCUUUAUAAACUCUAGAAAAGACUGAUAGAUGCUCGCUGAGCUCUGUAAUUACUGUCAAUAGCAGAGAUUACAUUAUAUACCGCAGAGACUUUCAAGAGUGAUGUCAAAUUAGAAAGUGAUGUCAAUAUUAGAAUAACAAUACACUUUUUAAGUCCAUUUGUCCUCAUACAAGAUGACUGGUUGAAUAUUUUAGUAUUGAAUGUCUUCAACCUUCUGGCUAAAGAAACAUUUUUUUUUGGAUGUAAUUUAUACAAAGAGGGCUCAUACAUAUUGUACAGUACAUGGUGUAUAAAGGACAAAUGGCCUUUUUGUUUUCACCCUCAUCGUUUGUGUGUUAGGUGUUUUGUGAUUAAGAUUUACUUUCAGUAUAAGUUGUGUAUAACGGAAAAAAUGCUGCAAAGAUGUGCAUUAAGUAAAGAAAUGUUUUAAGACA
Siniperca chuatsi (mandarin fish) is the source of this 4098-nucleotide messenger RNA. It is a transcript of the gene znf346, whose product is annotated as zinc finger protein 346. Gene Ontology annotation, molecular function: nucleic acid binding; zinc ion binding. The transcript has 7 exons. The coding region runs from base 338 to 1363 and encodes 341 amino acids. The record is from RefSeq and is a predicted model, not a curated record. NCBI's taxonomy places the organism in Eukaryota, Metazoa, Chordata, Actinopteri, Centrarchiformes, Sinipercidae.